UCCGACAGGCGCUGGCCUUGGGUGCAACCUCAAAGGAGGAGAGCGUACGAAUAUUAUCCAAGAGAUUGAAGGGUCAAGAAUGAGAACAAUGUUUGACACUUUACAGACCUCUCUUCUGAUCGUCCUGAAGCAGAGGGCCACAGAUGCAUCUACGCAAAAAGAGAGUGAAAAUGGAAUCUGGGGAGGGUAUCUUACUGAACCCUAACCCUUCGACACCUCCCUAGAGGUUGGAUCGGCGGGGCUGUCUGACCUGAGGAGCUUCAUCCCAAAGAAAGCGCACAUUAAGAUGGCUUCACCACCUCCAAAUCUCGUGGCCUCACCGGGCAACAACUCGCCGCCCGCAUCUCCUGUUCUCGAAGGACGAGAGUCCCCGGACCUUCCCCUCACCAUGACCGCAUCCACAGUUUUGAUGACGCUCCCGCGUGACGCCAGUGCCGCUCUCGCGGCCGCCGGAGCCUUUCCCCAGGAAAAAGUUGUAGUGCGCUUCAAGCCUGUCGGGUCAGCGCCGCCGAUCCGACGAGAGCUUGUCAAGGUUGCGAGUGCACAUAAGUUUGAGUCGGUUGUGGCCUAUCUCAGGAAGACGCUCAAAGUCAGUGAGACGGAGAGCGUGUUUCUGUACGUCAACAGCACCUUUGCGCCGGCGCUUGAUGAGGUGGUGGGUAACUUGUGGCGGUGCUUUAAGGACUCCAACGACCAUCUCAACGUCGCGUAUUCAAUGACGCCCGCGUUUGGGUAGUCUCGGAUGAUAUUUUGUUUAUGACAAAAGUUCUGUCUAACAUGCCAGGAUUACAUCGGAGUGAGUCCGAGGAACAAGCCACUACUAGACUCGGGCGUAACAGAUGCUAUGCGCCAAAAAAAAAAAAAAAAAA
Chaetomium strumarium is the source of this 869-nucleotide messenger RNA. Its product is annotated as ubiquitin-like autophagy protein Apg12-domain-containing protein. Lineage: Eukaryota; Fungi; Ascomycota; Sordariomycetes; Sordariales; Chaetomiaceae. The transcript has 3 exons. Gene Ontology annotation, biological process: C-terminal protein lipidation; autophagy of mitochondrion; autophagosome assembly. Bases 287 to 736 code for a protein of 149 amino acids. Gene Ontology annotation, cellular component: phagophore assembly site membrane; Atg12-Atg5-Atg16 complex; cytoplasm. The record is from RefSeq and is a predicted model, not a curated record.